Molecule: messenger RNA, 2860 nt
Organism: Pteropus alecto (black flying fox)
Lineage: Eukaryota; Metazoa; Chordata; Mammalia; Chiroptera; Pteropodidae
Gene: FSCN3
Product: fascin actin-bundling protein 3
Exons: 7
Coding region: 163-1659 (498 amino acids)
Biological process (GO): establishment or maintenance of cell polarity; actin filament bundle assembly; cell migration
Cellular component (GO): cell projection membrane; ruffle; actin cytoskeleton
Molecular function (GO): actin filament binding; protein-macromolecule adaptor activity
Source: RefSeq, a predicted model, not a curated record
ACAGAGGUGCUGGGCCCUAGGCCAGCCUCUGCCUGGAAAGUUCCCUCUGGGAACGUCUUCCGGCGGGUACUUUGGCCUGAUUCCAGGCCCUAUGGCCUGUGGAACCUCACCACUGGGGGGAAAGCUGGGCCGGACGGAGUCAUCACCUGUGGUGCCGGCCCCAUGGAUGAGGUGGAGUGGAUGCAAAGACAACCCAAGCCGGAAGACCUAAGGGUUGGGCUCAUCAGCUGGGCAGGAUCCUACCUCACUUAUGAGGCAUAUAAGAGUACAGUCACUGCUACUGCAAAGGGUUUGGGCCGGAGACAGACCUGGGAGGUCCUGGUGAGCAACGAGCACGACACACAGGCUGUGGUGCGACUAAGGAGCUUGAAGGGCCUCUACCUUCUAUGUGAGGCAGAUGGCACUCUGUGCUACGGCCGGCCGAGGACCAGCCACCACGGAUGCUUCUUGCUCCGUUUCCACCGAAAUGGCAAGUGGACCCUCCAGUGCAUCAUCAGUAGUCGUUAUCUGGAGUCUGAUGGCGAGGAUGUGUUCUGCAACUCCCGGGUCCUCUCAGCUUACCACAUGUGGACCCCUCGGCCAGCCCUGCAUGCCCAUGUGGUCCUCUACAGCCCCCUCAACCGCUGCUAUGCCAGGGCCGACCCCACCACGGGUCGAGUCUGGGUGGACGCACCAGUUCCCUGCCUGGAGGAAUGUGGCUUCUUGUUGCAUUACCAAGAUGGAUGCUACCACCUGGAGACCUCUACACACUCCUUCUUGUCCCACAUAGACCGGCUGGUCUCCCAACCUUCAACACAGACAGCUUUUCACAUGCAAGUGCGGCCUGGAGGGCUCGUGGCACUGAGUGAUGGAGAAGGAGGCAUGUUGUACGCACAGGGCCCACGCCUGCUCCUGGCCCUGGGCUCUAAUCCCCAUAGGGGCGAGGAGUGGUUCAUCCUACAGCACUGCCCGACCUGGGUGAGCCUCAGGUCGAAGACUCGGAAGUUCCUCUCCAUCGUCUACGAUGUUGAGGUGUAUGCAGCCUCUGAGCACAUAACCCCAAUGUCACUGUUCCAGUUUGAAAGUGACAAUGAGAACCACAACUUGCAGCUUCGUUCAGCCAAUGGCUACUAUCUAGCCCAGAGGCGCCAUAGGACAGUGAUGGCUAAUGGGCACCGGCUGGAGUGUGACACCUUCUUCCAUAUGCACUGGAAUUGUGGCAAGAUCAUGCUGCAGACUGCUAGUGGACGCUUCUUGAGCAUCGCACCCGAUGGCCUGCUAAUGGCCAAUGCCACCAUUCCAGGCCCAAAUGAGGAAUUUGGGAUUCGAUUAGCCAACCGCCCCUUCCUUGCAUUGCGAGGUCGUUAUGGGUAUGUGGGCACCUCGUCAGAACAGGACCUCAUGCAUUGCAACAUGGAUCAGCCGGACUGCAUUCACCUGCUGCCCUGCCGCCAGGGCAUCUACCACUUCCAGGCACAGGGUGGAUCCUUCUGGUCGAUAACAUCCUUUGGCACCUUUCGCCCUUGGGGAAAGUUCGCCCUCAACUUCUGUAUCGAGCUUCAGGGGAGCAACUUGCUCACGGUGCUAGCACCCAAUGGCUUCUACAUGCGAUCCGACCGAAGUGGCACCCUGUUGGCAGACAGCGAGGACAUUACCAAAGAGUGUAUUUGGGAAUUUUAGGCCAAUGGAAUAUCACCUACCAAAAUCCAAUUCCUUCAGGAGAAACUACUACACUAAACGGAACAGGAACUCCAGAGUCAAGAUCCAUGAGAAGAAUAUCUGUUACACAACUUUUCCUACCCAGUUUAGCGAAACACCUGUUUCUAGCAAUACAUCACAAAAGGCCAUCCCCAAGACCCUGGUGUGCAUCUGACUCAGUACACAGUAGGGUCUGAAUGAUGGGUGGGGGCGGGUGAGACUGAGGCUCUAAGCCACUCCACAUUCUAGCCAGAAGAGGGGAGACCACAUGGUAACCAGUUCUUCCAUUGAUCCUCCCCACCCCCACCAGAACCAUUAGACUUUUCCCAGUCAUAUCAUGAGGAGUCAGUCUUGCCUUGAAAGAUUCAGAAUCCAGAUAUGACUGAAUGUCUUUUUGGUUUAGAAAGAAUUAAGGAUUCAUAAUUUUAUGGGCACAGCAUAAUGGUAAUAACUCCUUAUGCCUAUAUAGCUCACCCCUCCCCACCAACCCACCGCCCCAUGAAGUUUUCAUAUCAGCCCACCUUAUCAUUACCUUUGAUCCAGUCCGUCGGGCACAGCAGGCACUUUCCCCAUCACUGCCCACCUUUUACAGGGAGCUGGAGUGGUUUGCCCAAGGUCGCAUGGCCAGGACCUCUGACUCAAUUCUUCAAUUAGAGUGGACGCUGAUGUCCACUCCUCUUUCCAUCAAAACAGAGCUUCCAAAGUGACUGUCAUUCUUGCACUGUCUUCAUAACUUUGAUGUUUAUCUACCUGCCAUCUGCGCUAUUAAUGUUUGUAGUGACAUAGACUCUUACGUACAUUUAUUUAGAAAAAUUUUUCUAAGAGUUUAUUUGGGCCCAAACUGAUGACAUAUGCUGGGGAGCAAGAUCUCAAAUGCUUCCGAGAAUAACAGUUUUGCAGCUUCCUUUACUCAUUUGACAUUAAGGAGGGGACGAAAGGAAGAUUGGAGAAACCAAGGCAGGGAUUGGAUUACAGGAUAAUUAACAAGAUUACUGCUGUCUUCAAGGGGUAUUACAUCUGGCAUUUCAAAGGUGUGUUAACCUAGAUGCACAAGAACAAUGGACAGGGCUGGCUUAAAACCUAGAAAGGAAUAUUUUUAAUCACUAUCAUAAAAUGGAAGAUCAGAAUCGCUUGCCAUAAACAAAAAGUGACCAUAAAUAUAAAUAAAAUGAAAACAAAGUGA